Messenger RNA from Electrophorus electricus (electric eel), 502 nucleotides. The record is from RefSeq and is a predicted model, not a curated record. Lineage: Eukaryota; Metazoa; Chordata; Actinopteri; Gymnotiformes; Gymnotidae.
AUGUCACUUGAGCUUGGUGUUCAAAUGGAUGGAGCAAAUAUCGUGAUGGGGGUGUCGAGGAGGAGGAUCCGAAACCUGCAGCCGGCUAGGCCGCUGCGUCGUUUGAACAUAAAUCAAGAGAAACACAGAGAGGUAGUGGCCGAGCGAUCGGACAAGACGACGGACACACCAACAAACACCAUUAGUGAGAAGCAGUUUUAUGAAAUCCUUAAACCUCAAAGCCAAUGUCAAUCACUUGCCAAGACAGAAAGAAUAUCAUACAGUAGGGACUUGCUGAUCAGGUUGGCAAGCUCACCAAUGGCAAAGAAAAAACCUGACUUCCUACCAGACCACCCAGUAGUUCUAGAAAAGCCAAGGCACCAAGAUGUGUUUCUGAACAACUUUAACAAUAACCUGGACAUGAUUCUUCACACACUGGCAUUUCAGCAGAUUGGUCCACCUCUGGGUUUAAAAUGAAAAGCAAAGAAGAUUAUAAUUUCAGUAAUUAAAUCAUUGUUUUAUC